Gadus macrocephalus (Pacific cod) is the source of this 4256-nucleotide messenger RNA. It is a transcript of the gene loxl1, whose product is annotated as lysyl oxidase-like 1. NCBI's taxonomy places the organism in Eukaryota, Metazoa, Chordata, Actinopteri, Gadiformes, Gadidae. The coding region runs from base 487 to 2430 and encodes 647 amino acids. The record is from RefSeq and is a predicted model, not a curated record. Gene Ontology annotation, molecular function: copper ion binding; protein-lysine 6-oxidase activity. Gene Ontology annotation, biological process: peptidyl-lysine oxidation. The transcript has 7 exons.
UUUUCACAGCCCAUUGUAAGCAGUUCAAUAGAAACCUGCAGUCUUGUAGCAAACAGCCACUUCUUUCCAACAGGCAGGGAGCAAUGCACAGUCUACUGACAGGGCAGCUGAGCAGACCAACGGAGAGACAGGGCAUGUUCUCACUGCGCUAACAGACGCUUACGUCGCUAGUGGGGGCCCCUAAAUCCAGCUCUCUCGCUCAGCCAGCUCUUUCUGGGUAUGACUGCUGCUGGAUGCACAUGUAACCUCCUCUCUCCUAGCUGGCAGUGAAGGACCAAGCGGAUGGACUUGACCACUGGCUCAAUACACUGCUCGGCCGCCUCAGCGCUCAACCCGGAGCCCCUCUCAUCUCAAGGAGACACGCAUGUUCUGCUGAAAGAUCCACAGGUGGUUCAACGUUGAGCUGCAGGAGAAGAGGACCGUGGACAGCCUUUCUUUGCUUCCCUUUCCCCUGCUGUACAAGGUACAGUGUCUUCGGGAGUCAGUAUGCUUCAAAUUGCUGCAGUCUUCCUCCUGCUGAUCUGCACAAGGGCACAGGCUCAGGACGCCACGGAGACCCAGGGGCAGACCCAGACCCAGAACCAGAGCCCAGUCCAGGAGCAGCCGCAGUCAGCGGGCCAGGGCCAGGGCCAGGGCCAGGGCCAGGGCCAGGGCCAGGGCCAGGGCCAGGGCCAGGGCCAGGGCGGCUCGGCCACCCCCUGGAGGCAGGUCAUCCGGUGGGAAAACAACGGACGGCGCUUCAGUCUCCUGAACAGCGGGGCUGAGUACGUCCCGGCCGGGUCGCAGGCACAGGACACAGGCCCCAGGGUCGUCCUGGCAGACUCUCGCCACGACGCUCGCCCCCGCACGGCCCGCAGGCCUCAGGGGGGGAACGUCCGCAGACAGGCCCCGUCCAGGGGCAGCUCGGAGACCAUCCGGGGGCAGGCGCGGCAUCCAUUUGGCUUCGGGCAAGUGCCGGAUAACUGGAGGCAGACCCCGGGCGGGACAGGCGGCACAGGCGGCACUCGCUUCCAGACCUCUACGAACACUCGCUUCAGACAGCCGUCGACGGGCUCCUCCUCGUCCUCUUCUUCAUCCUUUUCUUCGUCCUCUUACAACGGGCCCCCGUUUCAACAAUACCCCUUCGCCCAGCAGCCCCAGCAGCCCCAGCAGCCCCAGUACCCGGGUGUGCCCUACGACCCCAGUCUGAUGGACGGACCGGUGAGGAGCUACGAGCCCCCCUUCCAGCCCAUGGUCCCAGGCGGUGGGUACGGCGGCGGGGGCUACGGCGGCGGGGCGUACGGAGGUGGAGGAGGGGGGGGUGUAGGAGGGGGUGGAGGAGGGGGGUACACUGGGACAUUUGGGGGUGGUGUUGGGGGAGUGGGUGGUCAGGGGAGCCCAAUGGGGGGAGCGGGGAGCCCAGUGGGCCAAGGCCCCUUCACCGACUACGAAGACGGAUACCGCUUCUACCAGCCUUACGGCUACGCUCCCAACCCCGCGGCCCGGGCGCCGCCGCCGCCGCCGCCGCAGCAGCAGCAGCCUCCUCAGCCGCCGUUCGCAGACGGCCUGGACCGCAGGUACACUCACAGCCUCUACAACGGGGAGACUGCCGCCGCGGUGCCCGAGGCACCUGUCCCGGUCGGGGUGGACCGGACGGGAGCGGCCGCACAGUCCCCGGUCAGGAGCCCUCAGUACGAACAGUUCCCGCCCUUCGGCAGGCCCCAGCCGCCGUUCGUUCAGCAGGUUUCCCCGGGAAGAGUCUCUCCGAACUCGGCGAUCGAGAACCCGGGUCACACGGCGGGGAGUGUUUACCGGCAGGAGCAGAGAGGAUUGCCUGAUCUGGUUCCUGAUCCCAACUACGUCCAGGCAUCCACGUACAUCCAGAGAGCUCAUAUGUACUCCCUACGCUGCGCUGCUGAGGAGAAAUGUCUGGCCAGCACCGCCUACACGCCUGAGACCACGGACUACGACGUCAGGGUCCUCCUGCGCUUCCCCCAGCGGGUGAAGAACCAGGGCACGGCCGACUUCAUGCCUAACAGACCUCGCCACACCUGGGAGUGGCACAGCUGCCAUCAGCACUACCACAGCAUGGACGAGUUCAGCCACUACGACCUGCUGGAAGUGUCCACCGGCCGCAAGGUGGCCGAAGGACACAAGGCCAGCUUCUGUUUGGAAGACACCACGUGUGACUUUGGCCACCUCAAACGCUACGCCUGCACGUCCCACACUCAGGGGCUCAGUCCAGGCUGCUAUGAUACAUACAAUGCUGACAUAGACUGCCAGUGGAUCGAUAUCACAGACAUACAGCCAGGAAACUACAUACUCAAGCUCCAGGUUAAUCCCAAGUAUCUGAUACUGGAGUCAGACUUCACCAACAACGUAAUCCGCUGUAACAUUCAUUACACGGGGCGCUUCGUAACGACAACAAACUGCAAGAUAGCACAGUCCUGAUCAGGUCCAGGAAGACGGCCAAGCCUGGAUGAGAGUCUUGGAUGGAUUCUGUUCCAUUGAAAUGUGAACAGAAUCCUGUUGCACCUGUUUGAUACUGGUUUGGAACUGGUUUGUACUUUUGUUAAAAAAAAAGAUAAUAUUUUAUUGACCCAUGACAAAUAUAAUUUUUCAACAUAGAAUUAAAUCGAAGGAAAAUACACAGAGAGGUGCCAACUUGCACACACACACACACACACACACACACACACACACACACACACACACACACACACACACACACACACACACACACACACACACACACACACACGCAUGCACCUGCAUGCACAGACACAAACACUUGGCAUGAAACACAGCGGUUGUCAUCCUCUACCAACGCCACAGCGUCUCAUCAUGCUAGCCUGUCCCCAGCCAAUCACAGAGGGUUACCGUGUCCCUGUUGGACACAUCUGCAUCCAAAAAAAACCAAACCCACAAACAACCAUAUGUGCACGCUCCGCUGGUUCUGGUCCGUUUGAUUACCAACGCACCAUGUACUGCUGCUGGUGUUUCAAUGGGUUGUCCCGGGCGAUUCUGGGUUCAGCUGCAGUACAACAAAUGAAAUUAGGGGCAAGUCCCUUCCAAGUGCUUUCAACCGUGGUGUGUGUGUGUGUGUGUGUGUGUGUGUGUGUGUGUGUGCGUGUGUGUCUGGUUGGGGAUUGGGCUGGGGUCGGGGAUGGGGGGAGUAAUGAUCAGUGACACAGAAGAGCCUUAAUGUGUUGGUUUGUUUCUGUUCACUUGUGUCUGUCGGGCUGGGCCAGCAUUGCCGAUACCGCAGAUUCUCUGGGUACAAUCGGUUUAAUGUUGUGUGUGUGUGUGUGUGUGUGUGUGUGUGUGUGUGUGUGUGUGUUCGUGUGUUCGUGUGUUCGUGCGAGGCCCUGUUUGUGUCUUAGACUCCCCCCUUAGUCAGACACCAGGUUGCCUGGACCUCAAUACUAAGAUGCUUUUCUCUCUCUAAAUCCCCUCAAAGCAUUUUCUUCCCCCUGACCCAUUCCACCCAUUUCUUCCCAAUACAACAAACACACUACCAAACAAACAGCAGUCUGGCUGGUGGAUUUUGCUGCCUCAAUAAGGUGCUUCUCAGAUAACAGGAUUCACGCUGUGCGAACACUGAGGUGCACACCCUUCGGUGGUGGUCCCUUCCUCGGCCACCAACCCUGGUCCAGAGCCAGAGCCAGAAAGACCAGCUAUAGCUUAGUAAUAAAUCUGUCAUCACGUACUGUAUAUCGAACCAAUGUUGUCACUGAUUCACUGAGUCUCCUUUGUAUGAAUGGAGUCGUUUAUCGGACUGAUUCAUCGAGACGGUCACUCGACAGUGUGGGGUGUUAUGCCAAGAAGAGGCGACUGCUACUGCCUGUUAGUCCCCACCUACCUCUCUCACUGAGUGUUCCGUUUCAGUGUGUAGGAGGAGCCAAUGGUAAUCUAGCGAUGGCUCUGAAAACGCUUCCUCCAAUUCUUUUCCCCCCGACUAUAUUGAGGACGACAUGUUUUGGGGGAAUGACCCGAUAAACAGGUUUUUGAAAUUGUGUUCAUGAAUUAUUAUAAAGAAAAGAACGGCGUGUUUUGUUUAGUGAGCAUUUCUCGAGUAUAGUGGAGCCAAUGUAUUAUUGUAUCAUUAUUGUGUAAAUAAGGAAAGCAUUUAUCUUUGUUCUCAUGUGGAUUUCUUACUUGGUGCGACCGUUUUUUUAAUGUUUGUCUUACUUUUGAAAUUCAACGGCAAAUAGUUGUAAGCAUACAUUAGCCAAUCUACGGAGUACAACAAAUAAAGAACAUCUUUCCAUGUUGUA